Wasmannia auropunctata (little fire ant) is the source of this 5103-nucleotide messenger RNA. Its product is annotated as maestro heat-like repeat-containing protein family member 1. NCBI's taxonomy places the organism in Eukaryota, Metazoa, Arthropoda, Insecta, Hymenoptera, Formicidae. The record is from RefSeq and is a predicted model, not a curated record. Gene Ontology annotation, cellular component: cytoplasm. The coding region runs from base 329 to 5077 and encodes 1582 amino acids. The transcript is spliced from 22 exons.
ACGGAAGUGUGAUAAGCGCAUCACAGAUUUACUUUUGUGUAUAUAAACGCCUAAUCUGAAAAUCUCGUGUGAAUUCACGUGCUGAUUCACGGACCUCGUUGGCCUUGCCUGGUUGAACAUUAAUUCAGCUGAGGUUGCAACUUGUUGUUUAGGGGAACCACCGCAAUUUCGCGGAGGAUAGAUUACUGCGUAUGAUGUUAGAGUAUCUUAAAUACUUUUUUUAUUAUUGCGUGGGACGACAUGUGACCCUUGGAAACUACUACUGUCAAUAAAGAUAUAAACUCUUAAAGUAGAAUAUUUUUUCGCCGGGAAACUUAUUGUAAUCAACAUGAAGGACGAACUGGAGGGCAGUUGUAAUUCCGAGCUACCAGCUGUGAUCGGAGCCUUAUUGGAUACCCUGGACGACAAGAAUCAGGACGUAAAGCGGUCCGUGAUCGAGUCGAUUGAAAGAAUAAGCAAGAAGAAUCCGGAGGUCGUCAUCCAUGCCGCGAUAUAUUUUUGGGAGAUGCAUAAAAAGAUAUCCACGGAGCACAUGGGAUCCCUGUUGAACAUAAUAUCCGGCGUAUGCAGACAUUCAGCUACGGGUUUGAGCGUAGAUCUAGUGACGUCCCUCGCCGAGGUGGCGGUCAACGAGUUGAUAGGAGAGACUGAGAACGAGGCGGCCGAGCUGUUGAUUGAGCUUUGCAAGAUACACUGCAUGCAGGCUACGGGUGGACUUUUAACCAAAUUGGAACCUGGGAUAAUUCCUAAUCCCGCGAUAGUUUUCACAAUAGGAAAGCUCGCGGCGGCCAAUCCGUAUGGGAUGCUGUCCUUUGUCAAAAUAACGUUGACUAUCAUGUUACCGAUGCUGAAUCAAGUGCGCGAGGAAGUCCUGAAACAAGCGAUCUGCUUCAUGAUUUCCAAGUUUUGCGAAGCUAUAAACGAUUAUAUAUUGAACGGAGAUGACGCGUCUCUGGGAAUUAAUAAGCAAACUUUUGUGGAAGAAAUUUUUUCCGUUUUUGACUUUCUGACGUCCAAUUGGUUGAAGACAUCUCGCGAUUCCAAAUCAACGGAAGCUAUUUUAACGACACUCGUGCCUAUGGUAUCUUUGCUGCCUAUGCAGCAAGAUAGCGAGAGAAUUGUAAAAUUGAUACCCGUAUGCUUAAGCCUUUGCAAAAAACCAAAUACACGUUUAGCUGCUGUAAGAGUUUUAGCUGUGAUUUUAAGCUCAGUUGAGACUGAAAAUGACAAAGAGGCAAUCCGCCCAUUUAUGGAGCACAUCCACCAAACUCUGUCCGAAUUCGUUAGUAUUUGUCCCUUCGAAGCAGCUCGGGAUGCAGUUCUUACGCAUUAUGAAGUGUUGCAAUGCUCCAGAUCAUUGGUCAUCUUGUAUCCCGAAGAAGGCCUCGAUAGAAUCCUGCAGCAAUUGAAGUCACCGAUCGCUAAUCAACGCGCUCGUGCUUUGGUAGUCCUAAGACACCUCAUAAACACCCUUCCGCCAGAGGACGAUGGAUCCCUGCAGAGAAUCGCGCUUAGCCUGCAGGAGUCUCUCGGGGAGAAUGGUGCGCUCCAAAUGGUCGGCGCUAUAGUGGCACUCGCGGCACGGCCGACGUUUCCCCUUUUGCCAUCGCAGAGAGCUAGAUUCGUUCGCUAUAUGGUGUCACAUUGCGAAAUAAAGAGCGACGAUAUGGAGGCAUGUUCCGAAGCUUUAUAUCUGCUCGCGACGACAGUUGACGGUGUCGAAUCUUGGCUUUGGCCGUGUUUAAUAAAUGCAUUACUUGACUCGGCUUGCGUGGCAUCUGUCACAUCCGUGCUACGUUCACUAUCUCCGUUAGCGGCAAAAAUAAUACGUGAAAACUCUUCGACAAAUGAGAGGGAUUUCCCUGGUACGAAAGUCUUGGGCAGAUGCCUGGAAUUGUUAAGCAAUCCGGCUAAUCGACCCGCAGUAAUGGCCUUUUUAAAGUCGGCAGCGCCUCUGAUUGGACAUCAAGUGAAAUCUUAUUGGGAUGAGAAGCUGCAGGAACUUUCGCAGGAACUUCUGCAAGAUGAGAGAAGCUUCCGAAAGGGCUCUAAAGAAGUGAAAGACGCUAUGCAAUGGGAUAUAAUCUGGGAGAAGAAAGUGGUCGAGUGGUUGGAAGAGAGCGUGAAGCUGGAAGGAGAGUCGUGGGGCGCAAAGCUCGCUGACGAGCUCGCAUUGAAAACAAACACGCCGGGUGUGGCGCCGCUCUUGGCAUCUACCUGCAACAACAACGCUCACAUCACUCUGCUCGUCGAGCUCGCGCGUUCUCACGGCGCUACCAAGGAAUUCGCGCGAGCAGUCGGCAUCUGCGCGAAACGGCAUCUAAACAUCGUGCUGAAAUUAAUGGAGGAAUUUUGCACCGCCGAGGAUGGCAGAAAGGCCCCCGUGAGAUUGCUAGGUUUUGUGAAGGACACAAAGGCCGCCGCUACCGCCGAGGCUGCGAAAGCGGGUUUAUUGCAGUCCUACGCCGAGAUCGCGCAGAAGGCAGAUCCGGAGGAGCUUUUCCCCGUGUUUGAAAAGCACGUGUUACCGUGGACUAUUAAACAGUUGCACGAAUGCAAGGAACUGUCUACGAAGGAAGCGGGAUUGUCAGUCUUGGAACAAGUGGCCAAUGCUGUUCAUCCCGCCAGGUUGCCCGAAUCUAAGGGUCUGCGCGCAAAGGCCACUGCGCUAGCCACUUUGUUGGGAAUUUUGCAGUCGUCGACUGGAUAUAGGCCGUUACAACUCUAUCCGGCGGUAUUGAAAGCAGCGAACUCUCUAAUACGUAUACCGCCAGCGUUAAAUAACGAGGAAAGAGAGAUUUUCCUCAGUGCAAUACUGGAUAAGACGAUUAGCGCCAGUUCGGAGAUUGCUCUGCAGUUACAUCCAGAAAUAAUGCAGCAAGUCGUGGAUGAGCUGGGGACCGUGUCCAGUGAGAUGGUAUCCGAUUCAGCGGACGCGCUAGCCGAGCUGGUUGACAUAUUAUUACCCUGGAUGCAAUCCAAGUCGAAUGUGGAGAGAAAAACUACUCUGUUGGUGCUGCAUACAGUGCUCCAGUCUUAUUAUAAUUCUUUGAAAUAUACAUAUCCAGGCGGCAAGUUGGAUGCCGGAAAGCUAGUAGGAAGAACUUUGUGCUGGUGCGCGGACACGGAAUUCGCGUUGAGACCGCUCGCGAUAGAUUGCAUGCUUCUCUCUCUGGACAUUGCAGCCCGUCAUCGACAGGUGUUACCUGAUAAUACCUUGAGUGAAGACGUGCAACAAAUAAAGAAGGAACUUAUGAUCGAAGACUCGUCGGUAUCCUACGGAGCCGUACAAAGACUGGCUAAUGCGGUAUCGCGGAAAAUCCCCAACGGCGAGAUAGUCAGCUUAGCGGAGGGAUUAAUAGAAGGGCUGCUGUUCUAUGGAGAAGCGGGCCUGGUGGCAGGCAUAGCUCUCUCGCAACAUUUUCAAAUUAAAGGAUCGGAGAUAUCCAGGACCGACGUUUGCUUAGUCGACAAUAUAAUCGCGCAAAUGAGACAGAUGGAAAACGCGAGCUGCAGGUACAUCGCGACGGUGUCUAUAGUGUCGCUGAUGAAGCACCAUCCGGAAGAGGUGAUCGAGCACCUUUUGUCUCAGCCGUUACCAUUGGACCCGGGCACCGCGUUGUGCUGGAAAGAAAUUGGCAAUAACGACUUCCUUGGUCCCCGAGCUUUGGAUAUGCUGCUAAUAAAACUCGAAUCCAGCAGUCUGUUCCUUGAUAUUACUAUUCCGUCCAUGCAACCAGGACGGAACAAUACCGCAUCUCUCCCGUCCUUGGCGGCCAUCGUAGGUUUGAAGCAUCUUCUCGAAUCGUCGCAUAUGGAAAGCUUGAUUACCGACAUGCAAUUAGCGGGAUUGCUAUCGAUUCUUCUCAAGUAUCUCUCGGGCUGGCUGCACGUCGACGCUCCCGCAUCGUUGAUAAAUACGAAGUACGGCUACGUACCGAAUCGGGCGGCGCAGAAGAUAAAUCCACACACGGAAGUGUAUUCCAUAUUAACCAAUGUAUUAGCGAUCAUCCAGCCGAACGUUGCAUCCAACUUGCCGAGGGAGACUACAUUUGCUUCCGAAACGCAAGCCGAGGAGAACCUGAUAUCGACUGUACGAACACUGAUGAAAUGUAUAUCGACUAGAAACGAGGUUUUGUCGAGCAUGACGCAACACCUGGGCAAGCUGAUGACCAGCACGAUGGCCAUACAGCGAGCGGUCGCCGCCACUUUUUACUCUGAAUUGAUUGGCAAAAUAGAUUGCGGAGCUAUAUGGCUGGAGGCCAUAAUUAAUACCCUGCACGACGCCAAGGCCGAUUCAUCGUCCUUAGUGCGAAAGCUCGCUACCAUCGGACUUGCUAGAAUAGCCUACUUGGACCCGAGACAGGUCGACGAGUAUUUCGACAAUUGCAUGGAAGCCUUGCUCGACGGCUUGGAGGAGACCGCCGGUGGGGAAGGCGGUGCUGAGGUAGUACUCGAAUCGUUGCGCGGCCUCUCGGUGCUGCUGUCGGUUCAGUACAAGAGGCCCAUCAGCCCGCGAGUGGUGCUUGCCUUGAAACCGUUCGUCGAGAAAGAAAACUGGGAGAUGAAGCUCGCCGCCAUAAGCGCCCUGGGCGCGAUAGCUACCAAUUGGCAGAGAUCAAUUGCAUUGCCGAAUGACGAUUUGAUCGAUCACCUUCUGGGCUGUUUGCCGUCUCUGAUAAUAAGACUGGAGGACCCCAAUAUAACAGUAGUCAAGACUGCGCAGGAAACCUUAUGUAAGACUGCAAGCAUUGUACAGAGUGAGAGAUUAUCGGGCGUGAUACGUACUAAUUUGGGACCACAAGCGACGUUCAAUUUCGAGAAUUUUUCCAAAGACUUGAUAAACUGUUUGAAAGAGGAAUUCCCGCAGAGAGCAGAAGAACUAAGAAAUGCCGUUGCUCGCGGCUACUCCAGAUCGGAGAAUUACCACACCAGAUCCACGUCCGCGCUGCUCUUAGGAUUAUUCGAUUCCCCGAGGCCCGAGGACGUGCAAAGACUGUUGCAACUUCUGCGUGAUCAAGAAAGUAUCGUGAGAAUACGCGCUUCGCAAGCCCUCUCGUUUUGCUUUACACCUUAGCAUAGAUGACCUUUCGAUGAUUCGUU